Molecule: messenger RNA, 6124 nt
Organism: Vespa mandarinia (Asian giant hornet)
Lineage: Eukaryota; Metazoa; Arthropoda; Insecta; Hymenoptera; Vespidae
Biological process (GO): microtubule-based movement
Molecular function (GO): microtubule binding; microtubule motor activity; ATP binding
Source: RefSeq, a predicted model, not a curated record
GUCAUCCAUUAACAAUAGCUUAAAUUAGCUUCAACGACGUUACAAUGUGAAUGAAAGACAAUUAGUGUCUUCUUAACGGGCUCUGACAAUAUGGCGAACAUUAAAGUGGCUGUUCGCGUGAGACCGUUCUCGGCUCGAGAAUUGAAGAACUCUAGAUCGACUGUGGUCAUCUGCACCGAUCAAAAUGGGAUUUCAUUGACAAAUCUAAAAGUCCCAUUGAACAAAGCUGGCGAUAGUCGUGAACGUACACGAAAGUAUGAGUUCGAUUACUGCUUCGAUUCCACCGAUCCUGAAUCAGAGAAUUAUGCUAAUCAAGAGAAGAUCUACGAUACUCUUGGCAAAUCUGUUCUUAAUGAUAUCUUUGCCGGAUAUAAUUCUUGUCUUCUUACUUAUGGACAGAGCGCGUCCGGAAAGACUUAUACUAUCAUGGGAACGGAGAAUGAUCCAGGACUAACGCCACGACUUUGCAAGGGUAUCUUUGCUCGUAUAAAAGAAGAAAAAUUGAAAGAAAAUAUCUUCCAUGUCUCAAUCAGCUAUUUAGAAAUUUAUAACGAACGCGUGAGAGAUCUUUUGAAACCAUCCUCGAGUAGCCAUAAUCUAAGAGUUCGUGAACAUCCUCGACUAGGUCCUUACGUCCAAGGAUUGACGUAUCACGUAGCUAAUACAUUAGAAACGUUAAUGUCAUACGUCGAAGGAGGUACAAAAGCCAGAAAGACAGCCGCAACGUUACAAAAUUCCAGCAGUAGUCGUAGUCACGCAUUGCUCACAAUUUUUCUUAAUCCGGAGAUAUCAACGACGACAGCUACGACAGGGCAACAAUCAACGAAUGAUGAAAAUACCGAUAGAAAAUACAACGAUGGCGCAUCCUCUACUAAGCGCAACGACGUCACACCUCGUAAUAACGGCAGUAAGCUGCACUUGGUCGAUCUAGCCGGUAGCGAAAACGCUCAAAGGUGCGAUGGUGUACAUCGACUAAAAGAAGGUGCGAAUAUAAAUAAAAGUUUGGUAGCCUUGGGCAAUGUUAUUUCGGCUUUAACGGGGAAAGUCUCAGGUGCUAGUGGUUCCAGUAGAAGGUAUAUACCUUAUAGAGAUUCUUCGCUUACUUGGCUUCUGAAGGACGCACUCGGUGGAAAUGCUACCACCGUUAUGUUCGCAACCGUAUCACCAGCCAGUGAAAAUUACAACGAAACCGCGCAUACGUUACGAUUCGCUCAAAGGGCGCACAGCGUGGUCAAUAAACCCGUGGUCAAUGAAGAUCCCAUGGCAAAAACAAUCCGUGAAUUAAGGGCUGAGAUAACAAGAUUGAAAUCUUUGUUAUUAGAGAAGAACAUCGAGCCAGAUAAAAAAUCAUUACAAAAUGAAUCCAAGACGAACGAUUCGGGAAAAAAGAAGGAUCAAUCGUCGAAAAAUAGCGUACUGGGAAAUAAGAGACAGAUAGAACAUAUAAAAGAAGGUGUUAGUAGUGUUGGUGAUAGUAGUAAUAGUGGAGUUCUUUCUUUAAUCAGAAGGGUUAAUUCAAUUGAGAAUUUAACAAAUCACGAUAAGGCCUCCGUAAAAUCUAUUAGAAAAUUUGGUUCAUACGAAUGUCUCGAUUACAAAACGAGCACUAUCACUAGUUACAGUUAUAAUCGUGCUGAGGUUUCAGAAUUGAAGGACGAAGAAAACAAUUUCAUCGGAGAGAUAAACGAAGCUGUAUUCGUCGACAUUCCAACUCUUGUUGCAGUACUUAUAAAGCCGGAUAAUAAUUUCCACGAGAACUCGACACAAAUCGAAGAGAUUUGUUCUGAUGAAAUACAUGAUUAUCCGAUCGAGUCGGAUUUUAUAGGAAGUAGUAACCUUCGCGAAAUCUGUGAAAAUCGUACAAGCAAAGCUGCGAACAAUGAUUAUGAAAAUGAAAAUAAUCAUUUCAGUCUAGAUUUGGAUAAUGAAAUAAACGAUACUCGUUCAAAUAUCAUUCAUUUGGGAAGAAAAGAAAAGUCUAAAUUUUGUAAACAAAAUUCCAUUAAUGUUGCAACACCAACGGAAACGUCUACGAACUUGUAUAUGUCGAGAAAAUUCGGUUCUGUCGAAAUAUUACAAAAAAAACGUGAUAAUCUAGCGACUCUAGAGAGAUCCAAUACGAAUUUGGAGAAACAAACGACGGUACCGGAGGAAGUCGACAUAGAGAAUAAACUCGUAGAUAAAGGAAAAGUCGAAAAUUCUAAAAGCAAUAGCUAUACAAGCCUAUGGAAAGAUACUAACAAAUUUGACAGUAGAGAUUUUCUUCAAAGGACUGGUAGUAAUGAAUUUGAAAAAAAUCCAAAAGAUAAUUCAUCCGUGAUAGGUCUUAUAGGGAAAAUUAAAAAUACAGCGAGAAAGCCAAGUUUAGAAAGUUUAAAGAGGAAGACCAGUAAAGACAGUAGUUCGAGUAGUUCGAAAGACGAACAGAUAUUGAUUUCGAGUUUGACGAAUGAUAAGAUCUUAAGGAGAAAGGAUUCAUUGGAUCAUAAUCCACCUACAAGGGUUCACACUCCUGUACAAAAGACGAAGAGAGCGGAGAUUGUGGCUGCUGUUACGGAAAGAUUAUAUUCGAGCAGGAAACAAGUGGAAGAAAUGACAGGUGUGACAGGAUCUGCAUCAACGUCUCUUUCAGGUAUUCGUUCGCCUCCAGAGGGAACGGACGUUAGAUUAACGACGUCCUCUUUGACGGCUAAAACAAAACUUCAAGAGAUAUCAAGAAAGAUGCUAGCCAAACGACGACGUGUCAAUGUUGAUACGCAAACGGAACAAAUCCAAACGAUUCGUAUGAAGGAUUCGGCAUCUUUAACGGACGAAACAAAAAUUGUUUGUCAAGAUGUAGGUGUAUUAACCGACGAACACAACGGUUAUCAAACGAAUAUGGACAAUAGAUCGCCUGUUAUUAGAGUAAAAGAAAUUGCAACAUUGACGGACAAAUUAAAAUACAAAGUCAUAGAAUCUAAAGAUGCAGAGUGUUUGGUGAAUGAUCUCAAUUUUUACGAAUACGGUGUGAAUAUUUUAAAUAAUAAUUCCAAAAUAUUAUUGGAAGAUAUGAGAACUUAUACGAAUAAAAUGUCUAAUACAGAUACUUCAGAAUUAUGUUUAGCUAACGAUAAAAAAGUCAAUCGUUUUGAUAAAUCAACGAAUACUGUGGCCGUUCCUGUUGCAGUCAAUUCUAUCAUUCAAACGCAACAGCCACCAGAGCAAUCAAUUGUACAAGAAAAAACAACCCAAUAUUUUGAAAAGAAUUACAAUGUAAUUGAAGAAUCCAUUCUUACAACGGCUGUACAAAAAUCAGAUAGAAACGUUAUUUCCAUGUGUUUACCCGAUACUAUUAGUAUAACUAUCGAAAGCUCAAACCUUUUAGAAUCAAAAGUUGUUAUAAUUGAUGAUACUUUAAAUAAGACAAGUAUCUCGGAAAAAGGAGAUUUAUCUCGUUUAAAAGACAACGAAUGUCAAACUGAAACUGAAAAGAAAAAUAUCAAAGAGGAAGACAUGAGUAAUGAUUGUUAUGUGAAAGAAUUUGCAACAAAAUCAAGUGUCAGUCAAACGGAUAAUAAAUGUUUUAGAAUCGAAAAUAUAUUUGAGGAUCCUCGGCACAUCUCUAAGAUAUGUACUCAAUCGGAAGAAGAUACGUUGAAUACAUCUAAAAACACAGCUACGAAAGCAUCAGUUACUUUUACCAAUUCUUUAGGUACCUCCUUCGUUCCAGAUACAAAAGAAUCUGCUACUGAUAUGAACAAGGGACAGGUUUAUGCACUUCAAAGUGGUCGAUCAUUUAACCGAGACAAAAGCUUUAGAGAAACGUUUAUUUCAAAAAAAUAUAAUAACCCAUUAGCUACAGACAUUUGGAAAAAUUGGAUGAUUUCAUUUCCUCCAACUUCGUGGCAACGCCCAAGAAAUGUAUUAUCAGUUAAUGGGUUAACAUUUGCAUGGAAUAAUUCUUUAAACAACGACUGUACCGCGAUCGUUAGUACUAAAGAUUUGAAAGAACCUAAUCUAAAUUCCAAUGUCUUUCUUCCGAAUAAUAUGUACGAUAAUAAUGAAGUUACAGAUUUAAAAUCUCCGGCUUUGAUCGCCAGAAUAGAUUCUAAAAGACUGCUAGAACACGAUUAUAAUUUUUCAGAUGACAGUCUUGAUUAUAACGAGGAAAAUGUUAUCUGUAAUUCGAAUAAUAUAAAUACAGAAACUCCUGAGGAGAAUGAAAUUUUUGAAAAUAUUUGUCCACCCGACGUUGUAGCUCAUACUAAGAAAGAAAAUUCAAUUACAUUAGGAAAUAGUUGCGACAAUAACGUCGAAAUCUCACUCGCGAAUCACUUCGAGAAGGAUCAAAUAGAAUUUCCAAAGAAAAAAUCUGUCGAACCAAUCGAUGAAUCUUCCAUUUCUGUUCACAAUUAUAAAUCAUUGAUUUUAGGUAAAGAUACAAUUAACAUCGAUAAUUCACAGGAAGCACGAAUUAAUUUCGAAGAAAAGUCAUCGAAUAUCUUAAAAAAUUCUUGCAAGAAAAAAGUCACCUUUAUGAAUAGCAAAACUUCCAAAGAACAUCAGAUUAAACCAACGGAAACAAAUUCAUUGAAUCAAAGUAAAACUUUUUCCAAGCCUUUUAUUAAAAAGAAAAUGCACGAGCAUAAUGCUAAUGAUGAUGAUUCUCAGAUUGUUUAUAUAGAUGAUAGAGAAUUGUUGAUAAAUAAAGACAAAAUUUCGGAUGAUCAUCUUGAAAAUAUAAAUAAUAACGAAGGUGAUAACAUCAAAGACAAAAUGCAAUCGAGUGCGCAAGAGAAAAAGACUACGGCUAAUUUUGUCAAGAUAUCGAGUAAUAAAAACAUCAAGUCUUGCGAAAAAAAUAGUUUUCGAAAUAGUUGGAGUGAUUCCGAUAGCAGUGAAGACAUUUACAGAGACGAGGAUUGUAUUGUAAAAUUAAAGAGGAAAAUAUUACAAGAAUACGUUAACGAGGCAACAACGUUUAUGCGUAAUAUGAAUUCUCUCAAUGAAUAUAUAAAUAAUACUACAAAUAUUUGUGAAAAACAUCAGAGACAAGAGAAAAAACGAGGAAAUCAUCGACGAUAUUAUCCUCAGCGAAACGAAAAUAAUACGGAAUUGAAAGAUCAUAAAAUUAUCGAUAAUAAUAUUGAAUUGUUAGAAGAAACUGACGUUAUAGUAGCCACAGAAUCUUUUAAAAAAUGUUUAGAAGGUAUCGAGAGAUUAGAAAACUGUAUAGAAAAAACAAAUAAGCACAAUGAGUAUCUCCGUGAAAAAUAUGGCAUCGUUGUUGAAUCUGCUGGCGCUAAAUCUGGUUUAGCGAGCUCUAGUAUAGAUUCUAGUAUAAAUUCCAAGAUCUCUUCUAAUCCUGUUCGAAAAGAUACGAAUUUACAGGAAGAACCUAUUAUUUCGGAAACCUUAGAGAAUUUACUUCCUUCUAACAGGUAUUCUCUUAAAGAUUCUUCCAUGCCGAGAUUUACAGAAGAUCCAUACGAUCCAUUAAAGAUCUAUGAUGACUUUUACGAUACGAAUAAUGAAGAAGUGUUUAAUGUAAAAAGUAAAAUUGAAAAAAAACAUUCUAAUCGAUUAAUAAACGUUUAUCCAUCUUGCCAUUGUCGUACGAAAAGUAUUUUUUAUAGAAAAGAGAAACAAUUUCAGAAUAGUACUUGCAAAUUUUAUCAUUUUUAUGAUGAUAGAAAUAUGAACGAUUUUCUCGAUGAUUCAGCCGCAAAGGAGGAUGAAAAUAUAGAAUUGUCAAGUAGUAUUUUAAUGAAGCCUAUAAGGUAUUACGAACAUUUAGGAAAAUCAUUUGAGGAUAAUGGCUUUCCAAGGUUAAUGACAAACACUUUUUUGAGAUGUACAAAAAAUGAAACACUGAAUUUUGCCAAUUCAAGAAUAUUCCAUCGAGCUACCGUUACCGAUACUAAACCAUAUUCCUGGGAAAGAUGGCGAUAUCGUCCUGAAAGUCCAAGAGCAAAAUUUUUAGAAUUGUUGCACGAAAGACGACGCAUCGUUGAAAACAGCAGAGAUGUCACAUUUUAAAAUAUCAUCUCCAUCAAAUAUGUAAAUUAUAAAUUCAUUUCUCCCAUAUAUUUUUCUACAUUAAUGAUUAAAUAAAAAAAAAAAAAAGAAAAAUAUAAUGCAAUAA